AUGACAGAGCUCUUGAGAAGUGUUGUCACUGUCAUUGAUGUUUUCUACAAGUAUACCAACCAAGAUGGGGAGUGUAGCACACUGAGCAAGGAUGAGCUAAAGGAACUUCUAGAGAAAGAGUUUCAUCCAAUUCUAAAGAAUCCAAAUGAUCCAGACACAGUGGAUGUCAUCAUGCAUAUGCUGGAUCAAGAUCAUAACCGAAGACUGGACUUCACUGAGUUUCUUUUAAUGAUAUUCAAGCUGGCUAUGGCCUGCAACAAGGUUCUUGGCAAGGAAUACUGCAAAGCUUCAGGGUCAAAGAAGCAUAGGCAUGGCCACCAACACCAAGAAGAAGAAAGUGAAACAGAAGAGGAAGAAGAGGAUACAUUGGGAGAGAAAUCAGGUUACAGACAUUCAAGUUGGAGUGAGGGAGAUGAGCAUGGACAUAGUUUGGGGAGCUCAAGGGUGACUGGGCAAGAUAAAUAUGAAUCCAAUGCCAGGAGGCUGGGAAAGCCAGGUAACUUAUCCAGUCCAGGGAACCAAGGGAGAGGUAAGAAAAGGUACCAUCGGUCUACCUGUGGUCACUCACGGAGUAGCAGCAAAGAGAAACAUGGUUAUAGCUCUGAAGAACCGGGAGAAAGAGAGGAAAAGUUAUAUGUUAGCUCCUCUAGGGAAUCUGAGGGAGAAUAUGAAUAUGGGUCUGGAUCAGAGAGUCAGGAAAGUAUAGUUCAUAGUGGGCUGACACAUGGACUAGAGACUAGAGGGCAUGAGUCAAACUCUACUCAGUCAACAAGGAGUAAAGAACAAAAACUUGACUCUAUCUCUGUAGAUUCGGGAGACGAUGGAAGACAAAGUUAUGCAUGUGGUUACAGUAAUUCAGGUAGGUGUGGAAGACCACAAAAUGCUUCUAGUUAUUGUCAGACAAAUAGAUUUGGAGGACAAGGAAAUCAGUCUAGCUGUACCCAGUCAAGUUGUCAGUUAGGAAGUAGCCAAGGACAAGGUUAUGGCUGUGCCUCAGGAGGUCAGACCUCUGGAUAUGGUCAACUUGAGCCUAGCUCCUGCAUCCAGUCCUCUAGUCACAGAGGAUAUGAAUCUAGAGAAUGUGGUCCACCACAGAACUAUGAGGGACAACAGAGAAUAGGUUCAAGUCAGUCCUCUUGCUGUGGGCAAUAUGGGUCUGAAUCAAGUUGGUCUUGUAGUCAUGGUCAACAUGGAUCUGGUUUAGGUCAAUCUUCUAACUAUGAGCAAAAUAAAACAGAAUGGAGUCAGUCCUCUGGCUUUGGACAACAUGGAUCUGGCUCAGGUCAAACUUGCUGUGGCCACUAUGGGUCAAGUCAAUCAUCUGUCUGUGGCCAACAUGGCUCUAGCUUAGGUCAAUCCUCUGGCUACAACCAACAUGAGUCUGGCUCAGGUCAUACAUCUGGCUAUGGUCAACAUGGCUCAGGCUUGGGUCAGUCCUCUGGCUUUGGACAACAUGGAUCUGGUUCAGGUCAAUCCUCUGCCUAUGACCAACAUGGAUCUGGGUCAAGUCAGUCCUCUGGCUUUGGAGAACACACAUCUGGAUCAGGUCAGUCAUCUGGCUUUGGACAACAUGAGUCUAGCUCAGGUCAUACAUCUGGCUUUGGUCCACAUGAGACUGCCUCUGGUCACUCUUCUGGCUAUGGCCAACAUGGAUCUGGUUCAGGUCAGUCUUCUGUAUUUGGACAACACAGGUCAGGUUCCAGUCAUUCCUCCGGCUUUGGACAACAUGAGUCUGGCUCAGGUCACACUUCUGGCUAUAGCCAACAUGGAUCUGGCUCUGGUCAUUCAUCAGGCUAUGGCCAACACAGUUAUGGCUCAGGUCAGUCCUCUGGCUUUGGACAUGAGUCUAGCUCAGGUCAUACAUCUGGCUAUGGCCAACAUGGCUCAAGCUCGGGUCAGUCUUCUGGCUAUGGCCAACAUGGAUCUGGUUCAGGUCAGUCCUCUGGCUUUGGACAACAUGGUUCAGGCUCAGGUCAGUCAUCUGGGUUUAGACGACAUGCAUCUGGCUCAGGUCAUACAUCUGGCUAUGGCCCACAAGGGUCUGGCUCUGGUCAGUCUUCUGGCUUUGGACAACAUAGCUCAGGCUCAGGUCAGUCCUCUGGCUUUGGACAACAUGGUUCUGGCUCAGGACAGUCCUCUAGCUUUGGACACCAUGGUUCUGGUUCAGGUCAGUCCUCUGGCUUUGGACAACAUGGAUCUAGCUCAGGUCAGUCCUCUGGCUUUGGGCAACAUGGGUCUGGCUCAGGUCAGUUUUCUGGCUUUGGACAACAUGGGUCUGGCUCAGGUCAGUCUUCUAGCUUUGGACAACAUAGCUCAGGGUCAGGUCAGUCUUCUGGCUUUGGACAACAUGGGUCUGUCUCAGGCCAGUCCUCUGGCUUUGGACAACAUGGGUCUGGCUCCGGUCAGUCCUAUGGCUUUGGACAACAUGGCUCAGGCUCAGGUCAUACAUCCAGCUAUGGUCCACAUGAAUCUGGCUCUAGUCAGUCCUCUGGCUUUGGACAACAUGGAUCUGGUUCAGGUCAGUCUUCUGGCUUUGGACAACAUGGGUCUGUCUCGGGUCAGUCCUCUGGCUUUGGCCAACAUGGCUCAGGCUCUGGUCAGUCUUCUGGCUGUGGCAAAUAUGGCUCAGCCUCAGGUCAGUCUUCUGGCUGUGGCCAACAUGGCUCAGCCUCAGGUCAGUCUUCUGGCUUUGGACAACAUGGGUCUGGCUCCAGUCAGUCCUCUGGCUUUGGUCAACAUGGAUCUGGUUCAGGUAAGUCCUCUAGUUUGGGGCAACAUAGCUCAGGUUCAAGUCAGUCUUCUGGCUUUGGACAACAUGGAUCUGGUUCAGGUCAGUCCUCUGGCUUUAGCCAACAUGGCUCAGGCUCUGGUCAGUCUUCUGGCUGUGGCCAAUAUGGCUCAGCCUCAGGUCAGUCUUCUGGUUUUGGACAACAUGGGUCUGGCUCCAGUCAGUCCUCUGGCUUUGGUCAACAUGGAUCUGGUUCAGGUAAGUCCUCUAGUUUGGGGCAACAUAGCUCAGGUUCAAGUCAGUCUUCUGGCUUUGGACAACAUGGAUCUGGUUCAGGUCAGUCCUCUGGCUUUGUACAACAUAGCUCAGGCUCAGGUCAGUCCACUGGCUUUGGACAACAUGGGUCUGGCUCAGGUCAGUCCUCUGGCUUUGGACAACAUAGCUCAGGCUCAGGUCAGUCCUCUGGCUUUGGACAACAUAGCUCAGGCUCAGGUCAUACAUCUGGCUUUGGUCCACAUGAGUCUGGCUCUGGCCACUCUUCUGGCUAUGGCAAACAUGGGUCUGGCUCCAGUCAUUCCUCUGGCUUUGGACAACAUGGUUCUGGCUCAGCUCAGUCCUCUGGCUUUGGACAUCAUGGAUCUAGUUCAGGUAAAUCCUCUGGCUUUGGGCAACAUUGCUCAAGCUCAGGUCAUACAUCUGGCUUUGGUCCACAUGAGUCUGGCUUAGGUCAGUCUUCUGGCUUUGGACAACACAGUUCAAGCUCAGGUCAUUCCUCUGGCUUUGGGCAACAUCGGUCAGGCUCAGGCUCAGGCUCAGGUCAUACAUCUGGCUUUGGACAACAUGAGUCUAGCUCAGGUCAUACAUCUGGCUUUGGUCCACAUGAGUCUGGCUAUGGUCACUCUUCUAGCUAUGGCCAACAUGGGUCUGGCUUAGAUCAGUCUUCUGGCUUUGAACAACACAGUUCGAGCUCAGGUCAUUCCUCUGGCUUUGGGCAACAUCGGUCAGGCUCAGGCUCAGGCUCAGGUCAUACAUCUGGCUUUGGACAACAUGAGUCUAGCUCAGGUCAUACAUCUGGCUUUGGUCCACAUGAGUCUGGCUAUGGUCACUCUUCUAGCUAUGGCCAACAUGGGUCUGGCUUAGAUCAGUCUUCUGGCUUUGAACAACACAGUUCGAGCUCAGGUAAUUCCUCUGGCUUUGGACAACAUGGGUCUGGAUCAGAGCAUUCUUCUGGCUUUGGGCAACAUGGGUCAGGCUCAGGCUCAGGCUUAAGUCAUACAGCUGGCUUUGGUCCACAUGGAUCUGGCUCAGGUCAGUCCUCUGGCUUUGGACAACUUGACCCAAGCUCAGGUCAUACAUCUCAUUUUGGUCCACAUGAGUCUGGCUCUGGUCACUCUUCUGGUUUUGGACAACACAGUUCAAGUUCAAGCCAUUCCUCUGCCUUUGGGCAACAUGGCUCAGGCUCAGGUCACUCUUCUGGCUUUGGACAGCAUGGAUCUGGCUCAGGUCAUACAUCUGGCUAUGGCCAACAUACUUCUGGCUCCAGUCAGUCUUCUGGCUUUGGACAACAUGGGUCUGGCUCAGGUCAGUCCUCUAGCUUUGGCCAACAUAACUCAGGCUCAGGUCAUACAUCUGGCUUUGGGCAACAUGUAUCUAGCUCAGGUCAUACAUCUGGCUUUGAUCCAUAUGAGUCUGGCUCAGGUCAGUCUUCUGGCUUUGGACAACAUAGUUCAAACUCAGGGCAUUCUUCUGGCUUUAGCCAACAUGGCACAGGCUCAGGUCAUUCCUCUGGCUUUGGACAACAUGAGUCUAGCUCAGGUCAUACAUCUGGCUUUGGUCCAUAUGAGUCUGGCUCAGGUCAGUCUUCUGGCUUUGGACAACAUGGGUCUGGCUCAGGUCACUCAUCUGGUUUUGGACAUGAGUUUAGCUCAACUACUCACAGGCAGUCGAGAGAUACCUCUAGACUCGCUCAUUCUGGUCAUGGACAAUCCACAAAGUCAGGGUCUAGUACAACUGGAAGAAGAAGAUCUAGUCACGGUGAAUCCAGUGACAGUGAAAUAUAUUCAGGAGUAUCACAUAGAUACUCAGGACCCACUCAUGGCCAGGCUGAAUCUCAAUAUGAAGAGUCAGGAUCCACAGUUGAUAGAAGGCAGAAAAGUAUUCAUGGACAGUUUGGGGAUACCACUGAACAUCCUCAAUCUGGUCAUGAACACAUCACACAGUCUGAGUCCAAUACACUUGUAAGGAGGAGAUCUAGUCACAGUGACAGUGAAGUGCAUUCAGAAGGCUCACACAGACACUCUGUUUCCACUCAUAGGCAAGCUAGGUUUUCCCCAAGACAAUCAGUAACUAACACAACCAGAAGUCAUGGAUUUAGCAAUGAACAAUCAGCAGACAGCUCUAGACAUUCUGUGUCUCAUCAAGGACAGACAUCCCAACAUGGACAAUCAGUAUACACACCAUCAGGGAGAGAGGGAUCUACUCAUGGACAGACAAGAGACAGAGUUACACACUCAAGGCCUGCUCAUGGGCAGCCCACAUCUUCCCAUGGACAGUCACUUUCUAGCACAAGAGACAGAAAUGAGUCCAGCCAUACACGGACUCAUGAUACUCACAGGCAGUCAAGGGAUAGUAUAAGGAAACAGUCAAGUAGUAGUCUCGGUUGGUCUCCAACAAGUCAUUUUCAGUCAGGAUAUAGUGGAAGACAAAGACAUGGGUCAAGUCAUGGCUGGACACAUGGGAGCUAUGGGCGUGCAGAAUAUGACUAUGGGCAGUCUGGUUAUGGACCUUCUGGAGGCAACAGAACAAGAAGCUGCAAUUCCAGCCCUUUGACAUUACCAUAG
This is a messenger RNA of Nycticebus coucang (slow loris), 5568 nucleotides long. RefSeq names its product filaggrin-2-like. The transcript is spliced from 3 exons. Gene Ontology annotation, biological process: establishment of skin barrier. The record is from RefSeq and is a predicted model, not a curated record. Gene Ontology annotation, cellular component: keratohyalin granule; cornified envelope; nucleus. Lineage: Eukaryota; Metazoa; Chordata; Mammalia; Primates; Lorisidae. The coding region runs from base 1 to 5568 and encodes 1855 amino acids. Gene Ontology annotation, molecular function: transition metal ion binding; calcium ion binding.